GCCGUGUUCUCUUCCUUCUUCUUAAUUUCAUGUAACACAACACACUCUUUUCCCAUUCCCAUUAUUGCUAUUUCUGAUUCUCUCACUCUACUCAACGUUUGAUCUAUUCUUCCGUUUCUACACUUCACUAUGCCUUCCCCCUUUCUUUUGGGCAUAGUCAUGUUCCCAUGUUAUUUCCUGGGUUGACUUUUCCAAUGUUAAAGGGUGUGUUCUUAUGAGGAUUGUAGUGCUAUGGAAUCUAUGCAUUUUGUGCUGCAGCUUCAUUAGAUACCAAUCUUGGUGAAUUAUUUGAACAACUUGCUGUUUGUUGGUUUUUGUUUUGGGAGUCGGUGAAUAUGGUUGUGAGUAGCCAAAUUUUCAGUGCUUGUGUUAUUGUUAGUUUCUUUCUGCUGAUUAUUUGUGGCAUGACUUAUGGCACUGAUAGUGAUCUAUUCUGCUUGAAAAGUGUGAAACGUUCACUUGAAGACCCCUAUAAUUAUUUGCAAUAUUGGAAUUUCAACAACAAAACAGAAGGGUUUAUAUGCAAGUUUACUGGGGUUGAAUGUUGGCACCCUGAUGAGAACAGAGUUUUGAAUCUCAAACUGUCCAACAUGGGGCUUAAGGGUCAGUUUCCCCGUGGCAUUCAAAAUUGCUCAAGCUUGACAGGAUUAGAUUUUUCUCUUAACAGACUCUCUCAAACCAUUCCGGCGGAUAUAUCUACCCUUCUUAAAUUUGUGACAUCUCUUGAUCUAUCUUCAAAUGAUUUUACUGGGGACAUACCUCUGUCCCUUGCAAACUGUACUUACCUUAAUGCUCUUAAACUUGACCAAAACCAACUCACUGGUCAAAUUCCUGCACAAUUGAGUCAGUUACCGCGGCUUAAGUCAUUUAUUGUCUCCAAUAAUCUAUUGACAGGGCAAGUUCCAACCUUUAGAAAUGGUAUAGUUAGUGCAGAUAGUUAUGCAAAUAAUUCAGGCCUAUGUGGUGGUCCCUUGGAGCCUUGCCAGCCCAAGUCUUCCAAGAGUAACACUGCAGUUAUAGCUGGUGCAGCUGUUGGUGGUGUGACUUUUGCAGCAUUAGGAUUGGCUGUUGGAUUGUUCUUUUAUGUGCGCCACGUUUCUUAUAGGAAAAAGGAAGAGGACCCUGAAGAAAACAAGUGGGCAAGAAGUCUAAAGGGAACUAAAGGAAUAAAGGUUUCUAUGUUUGAGAAGACAAUUUCAAAAAUGAACUUGAGUGAUCUCAUGAAGGGUACUAAUAACUUCAGCAAAAGCAAUAUUAUUGGGACAGGAAGAUCAGGAACCGUUUACAACGCUGUUCUUGAGGAUGGUACAUCACUCAUGGUUAAGAGAUUGCAGGAAUCUCAACACUCAGAGAAAGAAUUUCUGGCUGAGAUGGGUACACUAGGGACUGUCAGACAUCGAAACUUGGUUCCUCUUUUAGGGUUUUGCAUGGCCAAAAGGGAGAAACUUUUGGUCUAUAAAAAUAUGCCAAAUGGUAACCUCUAUGAUCAACUACAUCCUGCUUCUGAUGGGUGCAACAUGGAUUGGUCUCUAAGGCUCAAAAUUGCAAUUGGAGCAGCCAAAGGAUUAGCAUGGCUUCAUCAUAACUGCAAUCCUCGCAUUAUCCACCGAAACAUAAGCUCUAAGUGUAUAUUGUUGGACGUAGAUUUUGAGCCCAAAAUUUCUGAUUUUGGCCUUGCUAGAUUGAUGAACCCGAUUGAUACACAUUUGAGUACUUUUGUAAAUGGGGAGUUUGGUGAUUUAGGUUAUGUUGCUCCUGAAUAUACAAAAACUUUGCUGGCUACUCCAAAGGGAGAUAUUUACAGCUUUGGAACAGUGCUUCUUGAGUUGGUAACAGGUGAAAAAGCUACUCAUGUGGCUAAAGCUCCAGAAACUUUUAAAGGAAAUUUGGUAGAAUGGGUUACACAGCUAUCUAGCAACUCAAAACUCCAUGACGCCAUUGAUGAAUCACUAAUUGGGAAGGGUGUAGAUCAGGAGCUUUUCCAAUUUCUGAAGGUUGCAUGCAACUGUGUUACAGCAGUUCCAAAGGAGAGGCCUACCAUGUUUGAAGUAUACCAAUUUCUAAGAGCCAUUGGGAGUAGAUAUAAUUUCACAACUGAGGAUGAGAUAAUGCUACCUACAGACACUGGUGAUAUUGAUAACUUAGAAGAACUUAUUGUAGCUCGAGAGGAACAUGAUUGAAAAGGUAUGUGAGAAUUGAGAUAUAAUUAGGGUAUGUGAUCAGUUUCAAUAUGUAAGUAUCUCUUGCUUUGUGGUCAUAAAAAUAAAUGUUAGUGUUAUAUACUUACAUAUAGGUUUUAUGGUCUAGACUAGAUCCAUUUGUGUGCUAUCAAUAUUGAAACGUCAAUUUAAUAUCAUCAAAUCAAGGAUGCCCAUUAUAUACAGGUGACUUUGUUUAAUG
Abrus precatorius (Indian licorice) is the source of this 2400-nucleotide messenger RNA. RefSeq names its product probably inactive leucine-rich repeat receptor-like protein kinase At5g48380. Gene Ontology annotation, biological process: protein phosphorylation. Bases 336 to 2180 code for a protein of 614 amino acids. The record is from RefSeq and is a predicted model, not a curated record. Lineage: Eukaryota; Viridiplantae; Streptophyta; Magnoliopsida; Fabales; Fabaceae. Gene Ontology annotation, molecular function: protein binding; protein kinase activity; ATP binding. The transcript has 3 exons.